This is a messenger RNA of Acytostelium subglobosum LB1, 1947 nucleotides long. RefSeq lists its product as hypothetical. Gene Ontology annotation, cellular component: CAF-1 complex; nucleus. Bases 1 to 1947 code for a protein of 648 amino acids. The transcript has 2 exons. NCBI's taxonomy places the organism in Eukaryota, Evosea, Eumycetozoa, Acytosteliales, Acytosteliaceae. The record is from RefSeq and is a predicted model, not a curated record. Gene Ontology annotation, biological process: nucleosome assembly.
AUGACACAGACAGAUAUCACUUCAUUAUUGAUCGUCAACAAUAAUAAUAACAACAACAAUGAUGUACAGAUGUCCAACAACAAUGAUGAUGAUCAAUCAUCAUCAUCACCAGCAAUGCCAACAACAACAACUACGACUACAAACUAUAUAGCGUCAACUACAACGACUUCAACUACAACACCAACAAAGAAGAGAAAGAAGUUGACAGAGGAAGAGGUUAAACAACGUGAGGAUGAGAAGAAGAAGAAGCGUGAUGAUAAGGAAGAGGAGAAAAGAAAGAGAGAAGAGGAGAAAAAGAAAAAGGAGGAUGAGAAGAAGAAAAAGGAUGAGGAGCGUGAAGCUGAGCGCAAGAAGAAGGAGGAUGAGAAGCGUCGCAAGGACGAGGAGAAGCGCCAGCGUGAUGAAGAGCGCGAGAAUGAGCGAAAGAAGAAGGAAGAGGAGAGGCGCGUAAAGGAUGAGGAGCGUGAGAAUGAGCGCAAGAAGAAGGAGGAAGAGAAGCGCAAGAAGGAGGAGGAGCGCGAGGCCACCAAGAAGAAGCGCGAGGAUGAGCGACGCCAGCAAGAGGAGGAACGCAAGCGACUGCAAGAGGAACAGGAGAAGAAGCAACCCAAGCUGACACAGUUCUUUGCCGUCAACACGGAGCACGCGCCAAAGCAUCACCAGGCCAAGUCGGACGCGUUCAUCCAGCCCGUCGAGCUGCCGCCCAACUCGGAGGUCUACACAUUCAAGCAGCGUCACCACUCGGACGCGAAGCAGUUCGACCGGCUGGUGCGCCAGCAGGACACGCCCGUGCACUUUGACGCACGCACCUACUUCAACCAGAAGCAGCUCAUCACGCCAACGUUGCGCUUCCGCGUGCGCGCGCUGCCUGGCUCGGUCAUCAACCCAGAGCUGAUCGGCCGUCUGUCGCGUCUGAAGCUGCUCAAGUUCCACGACAAUCAGCGACCGAGCUACUUUGGCACAUUCUCACGAGCGACCAAGUUGAUCAAUGGUCGCAAGCCAUUCUCCAAGGACACGCACAUGUUUGAUUACUCCUAUGACAGUGGCGAUGAGUGGGAGGCUGACGACGAGGAGGCCGAGAACAUCGCGUCGGACGACGAAGUCGAGUCCGAAGAGGAAGAGGACGACGACGAUCAGAACUGGAUCGAAAAGGACGAAGACUCGGCGAGUGACAAUGAAGAUCACAUGGUAAUCAUACCAAGUACAACACAUACACAAACUCAAGGUGGCGGAGACAAAGACAACAAGAAGAAGAAGAUAAAGAGGAAUGAGAGGAUAAAGAAGAAGAGAAUGAUUAUCAUUGAUCCUAGUGUGGAGACGACCGCCAACGAUCCAUUCCUGAUGGACAUCUACAAGACAUUCACAGUGGAGUCACUCGUUGGCGAAUGUCCAAUCAUCAUUGCCGACCUCCUUGCCAAAUCAGCCAGCCACUCCACCAAAGACAAGAAAGACACAGACUCCAAGCAAGCAUUCCCCGUGGCAGCGAUACCAAUGCUCAUUCAAUUUGUUAUGGCCAACAAGAAAAGACCAGCAAAGGUCAUUGGAAAGAUGAUAUUUGAUACUUAUCCAGGUAUUAAGAGGAAGUUGAUAAUGGAGAAGAUUGGGGAGACUUGUGUACAGACUGGAGGAGUGUGGUCAGUGAAGGAACAGUUUGAACAUGACCUGCAGGCUACACUGGACGAGAAGUAUCCACUGCCAAUCAUACCCGAAGCACUACUGGCCACUGACCAUGCCAACAAUACAACACCAUCACAAUCACCAUCCAAAGCCAACAACAACAACAAGAAGAAACAGUCACCAACCAAAAAGAAGACCAACACUCCUGUACAGUCCAACUCACUACUGAGCUAUUUCACCAAGUUACCAACACCCUCCACAACUUCCACAACUUCCACAUCAACUACUACCUCCUCUGAGGACAUCACAAUGUCAAUCAAUGACAACUAG